GAAACUGGUAACUUCGGGAGUUGAGCCACGAGCUGUUGUGCAUCCAGAGGUGGAAUUGGGGCCCGGCAUUCCCUCCUCGUCCCGGGCUGGCCCUUGCCCCCACCCUGCAACUCCUGGUUGAGAUGGGCUCAGCCAAGAGCGUCCCAGUCACACCAGCGCGGCCUCCGCCGCACAACAAGCAUCUGGCUCGAGUGGCGGACCCCCGUUCACCUAGUGCUGGCAUCCUGCGCACUCCCAUCCAGGUGGAGAGCUCUCCACAGCCAGGCCUACCAGCAGGGGAGCAACUGGAGGGUCUUAAACAUGCCCAGGACUCAGAUCCCCGCUCUCCUACUCUUGGUAUUGCACGGACACCUAUGAAGACCAGCAGUGGAGACCCCCCAAGCCCACUGGUGAAACAGCUGAGUGAAGUAUUUGAAACUGAAGACUCUAAAUCAAAUCUUCCCCCAGAGCCUGUUCUGCCCCCAGAGGCACCUUUAUCUUCUGAAUUGGACUUGCCUCUGGGUACCCAGUUAUCUGUUGAGGAACAGAUGCCACCUUGGAACCAGACUGAGUUCCCCUCCAAACAGGUGUUUUCCAAGGAGGAAGCAAGACAGCCCACAGAAACCCCUGUGGCCAGCCAGAGCUCCGACAAGCCCUCAAGGGACCCUGAGACUCCCAGAUCUUCAGCCUCCUCAGUUCCAGAUUUUGAGGAAGCUGUCCCAGGAACCUGUGGCCACAGCCAUCCCGUCAGCUGUGACUCCCAGGCAGCUCACCCUGUUAUCGUGGCCAGAGAGGAUGCCUGAGGAAGAGGGAAAGGAGUCAGCCUGUCUCUCCAAGCUGAUUUGGAAAGCAGUGUGUGCAUGCGUGUAAGUGUAUGUGUGGGUGUGUGGGUGUGUGUGUGUAUGUGGGUGUGUGGGGGGAUAUGUGUGCAUGUGUAUGCAUGUGUGGGUGUGUGUACGUGUGUGUGUGCAUGUGUGCUUGAGCACAUGCAUGCAGGGAUCCUAGACUCGGUAGACUGGGCUCAACCCCUGAAGAAGGCUAAGAGACUGAAAGAGGAUUAGCUGUAGGGCAGGGGGUUCUCUGUCAAGAGCUUUGGUUGGGGGAGGGCUGGGAUCAGACAGAGAAAGGCUGGAAGCAUCUGUGUACUAUGAAAAAACCCGAGGGCACCUUGACAGGUGCUGGAAAAGAGAAGGCAACCGUUCAUCCUAUUUCUUUGCUUCCAGAUGAAGAAACUGAGGCCCAUGGAGGAGUGACUUGUGCAAGGACACUCAGAAAGUGAGCAACAGAAUUAGGAUUUGGAUUCUGCCCCUGGCCAGUGUUAUUUUCAUCAGCACCUGGCCUCUUGAUAGAGAAGAAGCCAUCCUAUCUGACCAACUUCAGGCUAGUCUUAGAUGAGCCCUAGGCUGCAGUCAGGGCCCUCGGGCCACUCCAGAUCUCCUUGAUUCUGCCUUGAUUCCAUGUUUCCCUGAGGCUGUCUUGCCUCUCAGUGGGUGCCCCUGAAAUGCCAGGAACCCAGAACUGACUGGACAGUCAUGGUCCACAGAUCUCCUAGGGCAGGGAGCAGUCAUGGCAUUGGGCAGUGGAGAGAGGCUGCUUAGAGCAACACUGAGGGAAAACAGUCCUAGUUGGGAACCAAGGGGUACUGGAUUCCAGGGGUGGAGUCACCCAGUGACAAGGGACAGCAGUAAGAGAGUCCGAAAUGGGAGCUGAUGGGGGGUACAGAAUGGGGAGGGAGGGCUGGGGAGGGUCCUUCCAGCUGAGGAAGCAGCAGCCAGGGCUGGCCCUUACCCACACGCUCAGACUUCAUGGAGUCCCAGACAUUGCAGUUGAAGUCGUCGUAGCCAGCGAAUAGUAGGCGGCCACUGAGGGAGAAGGCCACGGACGUGAUGCCGCAGAUGAUGCUCUCGUGGGAGAAGCAGAUCAGCUCCUGGUCUGCCCGCAGGUCAAACAAGCGGCAGGAAGCGUCAUCCGAGCCCGUGCAGAUGGCCUCUCCAUUGGGGAAGAACUGAGGGCACGGGUGGCAAGUGGGUCAGGGAUCAGACCUGGGCAGCCCACAGCCUCUCCCGCCCUCUGCCUCCCACCUGACAGCUCCAGGGCAAGCCGCUGCUCUCAGCCUCCCUGCCUGUCCCUCCCUUGGUUUGGGGUGAGAAGCAGCCCUGCCAACACAUACCACGUGCCAGUGACUUCCCUAUGCCCCUCGCCCGCUCUGCACUAUACAGCGCUGCAGGCAGGCAUCAUUUCCACGUCGCAGGCAAGAGCACCAAGGCUUGCCUGCAGUGACCCGGCUAGAAGGGCGGACGGAGGUUGUCCCAGACUCCCAGACUACACAAGUGGGCUGGAUCAGGGUGUGUAAGAACAGGGUCCAGUACAAAUGCAAGGCCUGGAUCUCACGGCGAGCAAAUGUCAGAUAAGCUCAAACGGAGGGAGAGUCUACAGAAAACUGGUUUGUACUCUUCAAAAACGUCAAUGACAUAAAAGACAAAGGUGGGAAAACAGUUCCAGUUUAAAGGUGGUGACGAAAAAGAUAUGGCGAGGAAAGGUAAUGCACGUUUCUGGAUUGGAUCCUGGACAGAAAAAAACAUGAGCUAUUAUGGACAUUUUUGAGGCUAUUGGUGAAAUUUGAAUAUAGACUGUAGACUGUAGUAUUGUGUCAAUGUUGAGUUUCCUGAUCUUAAGAAUCAUACAGUGAUUAUGCUACAGAAGGGCUUUGUUUCGGGAAGUACUUAAGGGGUAAAGAAACAUGAUGUCUGCAACCUACUUUCAAAAGACACAGAAAGAAAAUGUAUAUCUACA
This is a messenger RNA of Homo sapiens (human), 2772 nucleotides long. It is a transcript of the gene CDCA3, whose product is annotated as cell division cycle associated 3. Lineage: Eukaryota; Metazoa; Chordata; Mammalia; Primates; Hominidae. The transcript is spliced from 5 exons. Gene Ontology annotation, cellular component: cytosol. The record is from RefSeq and is marked validated. Gene Ontology annotation, biological process: protein ubiquitination. The coding region runs from base 123 to 782 and encodes 219 amino acids.